Molecule: messenger RNA, 2673 nt
Organism: Populus trichocarpa (black cottonwood)
Lineage: Eukaryota; Viridiplantae; Streptophyta; Magnoliopsida; Malpighiales; Salicaceae
Exons: 15
Coding region: 2-2533 (843 amino acids)
Biological process (GO): carbohydrate metabolic process
Cellular component (GO): chloroplast
Source: RefSeq, a predicted model, not a curated record
GAUGAAUCCCAAACGCCAAACAGUCUCGCCACCGGGACCGAACCAACACUUCUUCCUUGUUAAUGCCAACAAGAAACUCUCUUCGUUUCCACCUUCUUCUUCUAUGCUUAAACUACUUCGACUCUCGUCUUCUCUUCUAGCCCGUCACUCUUUUAGUACAACAAGUAAAUUAUCUUCCUCGUUAAGAAGACCAACAAAGUACCGCAACUGUCCUUGUUCCUCGGCAUUUGUUGGUCGUUUCCACACGCACAAGGUGUUGGCCAUGGCUGAAACUACGUCUUCGUCUUCGUCUUCUCACGAGCAUACUAAUCGUCUCUCAGCUGAGCACAGUCCAUAUCUCCUUCAACACGCCCAUAACCCUGUCAAUUGGUACCCAUGGGGCGAAGAAGCAUUCGCUGAAGCACGUAGACGAGACGUCCCAAUUUUCUUAUCAAUUGGAUACAGCACUUGUCAUUGGUGUCAUGUUAUGAAGGUGGAGUCUUUUGAGGAUGAAGAGGUCGCUGAAUUGUUGAAUGAUUCGUUUGUCAGUGUGAAGGUGGAUAGAGAGGAACGACCUGAUGUUGACAAGGUCUAUAUGACAUUUGUACAGGCAUUGUAUGGUGGAGGAGGGUGGCCACUCAGUGUCUUCAUUUCACCUGAUCUGAAACCUUUGAUGGGUGGAACUUACUUUCCCCCAGAUGAUAAGUAUGGAAGACCAGGAUUUAAGACCAUACUUAGAAAGGUAAAGGAUGCUUGGUUCAGUAAGAGGGAUACGCUUGUGAAGAGUGGAGCCUUUGCUAUUGAACAGCUGUCAGAAGCAUUGUCAGCAAGUGCAAGUUCAAAGAAAUUGCCAGAUGAGCUUUCACAAAAUGCUUUGCAUCUGUGUGCAGAACAACUUUCUCAAAGCUAUGAUUCACGAUAUGGAGGGUUUGGAUCUGCCCCAAAGUUUCCUAGACCGGUUGAGAUCCAAUUGAUGCUUUACCAUUCAAAAAAAUUGGAUGAUGCUGGAAAUUACAGUGAAUCAAAGAAAGGUCUGCAGAUGGUUUUCUUUACCUUGCAAUGCAUGGCAAGGGGAGGCAUUCAUGAUCAUAUUGGAGGUGGUUUCCACAGAUAUAGUGUGGAUGAACGCUGGCAUGUUCCUCAUUUUGAGAAAAUGCUGUAUGAUCAAGGCCAACUUGUUAAUGUUUACUUGGAUGCCUUUUCCAUUACCAAUGAUGUCUUCUAUUCAAGUCUAUCCCGUGAUAUUCUUGAUUAUUUGAGGAGAGACAUGAUUGGACCAGAAGGUGAAAUAUUUUCAGCAGAGGAUGCUGAUAGUGCUGAGCGUGAAGAUGCCAAAAAGAAAAAGGAAGGAGCCUUUUACAUAUGGACCAGUCAAGAGAUUGAUGACCUCCUUGGAGAGCAUGCAACUCUUUUUAAGGACCACUAUUAUGUAAAGCCUCUGGGGAACUGUGACCUUUCUAGAAUGAGUGAUCCACAAGAUGAAUUUAAGGGGAAAAAUGUGCUCAUUGAAUUAACUGAUACUUCAGCACCGGCAAAAAAAUAUGGCCUGCCUCUUGAAAAAUAUCUUGAUAUUCUGGGUGAGUGCAGGCAAAAGCUUUUUGAUGCAAGAUCCAGAGGACCAAGGCCACAUUUAGAUGAUAAGGUAAUUGUCUCCUGGAAUGGACUUGCAAUUUCAUCUCUUGCAAGAGCUUCCAAAAUCCUUAUGGGCGAAGCAGAGGGCACAAAAUACAACUUCCCGGUUGUUGGUUGUGAUCCCAAGGAAUACAUGACUGCUGCAGAGAAGGCAGCGUCUUUCAUCAGAAGGCAUCUUUAUAAUGAACAAGCUCACAGGCUAGAGCACAGCUUUAGGAAUGGUCCGUCUAAAGCACCUGGAUUUUUAGAUGAUUAUGCAUUUCUAAUUUCUGGGUUGCUGGAUCUUUAUGAGGUGGGUGGCGGGAUCCAUUGGCUAGUGUGGGCAACCGAACUACAGAAUAAACAGGAUGAAUUAUUUCUCGACAGAGAGGGAGGAGGCUAUUUUAAUACCCCAGGAGAAGAUCCUUCAGUUCUCCUACGAGUAAAGGAAGACCAUGAUGGUGCUGAGCCCUCAGGAAAUUCAGUUUCGGCAAUAAAUCUCAUAAGAUUGGCCUCUAUGAUGACUGGCAGCAAGUCUGAGUAUUACAGGCAGAAUGCUGAGCAUCUUCUGGCAGUUUUUGAGUCGAGAUUGAAGGACAUGGCUAUGGCAGUACCUCUGAUGUGCUGUGCAGCUGACAUGAUCUCUGUGCCUUCCCACAAGCAAGUUGUCUUAGUUGGCCACAAAUCAUCCUUGGAAUUCGAUAAAAUGCUUGCUGCUGCUCAUGCAUCAUAUGAUCCCAAUAGAACAGUGAUUCAUAUAGAUCCUACCGACAAUGAAGAAAUGGAGAUUUGGGAGGACAAUAAUAGCAAUAUAGCUCUCAUGGCAAGGAAUAAUUUUGCUGCAGAUAAAGUAGUUGCUCUCGUCUGUCAAAAUUUCACAUGCAGUCCCCCAGUCACGGAUCCCAAGUCUCUUAAAGCAUUGCUUCUCAAGAAACCUACCUGAGGUGUAAAUCUUGGUCAGUGAAGACUUUCAAAGUGUUAAUUGUAUGUGAUGUAUAAGACAUACCUUUUUCGUGUUGUAACUAGAUUGGUGAGCUAUGUCACGAUCAAAUGUUUUUCAAAAAAAAAAAAAGAAUUUUAUUA